Molecule: messenger RNA, 1066 nt
Organism: Helianthus annuus (common sunflower)
Lineage: Eukaryota; Viridiplantae; Streptophyta; Magnoliopsida; Asterales; Asteraceae
Product: ras-related protein Rab2BV
Exons: 3
Coding region: 110-751 (213 amino acids)
Cellular component (GO): endosome
Molecular function (GO): GTPase activity; GTP binding
Source: RefSeq, a predicted model, not a curated record
GUUUCGAUAAAAGUUAAAUUAGUUUAGUGUUGUUUUUCCCGUUCAAAAGUCGUCCUGUUCAUCCGGUUAUUCUGUUUCUUCCUUGUGAAUUUGGUUUGUAACGAGUGCAAUGGCUUAUAAGGUGGAUCACGAGUACGAUUACUUAUUCAAGAUCGUCUUAAUUGGGGAUUCGGGUGUCGGAAAAUCCAACAUUCUUUCCAGAUUUACCCGAAAUGAAUUUUGUUUGGAAUCUAAAUCCACAAUUGGUGUUGAGUUUGCUACAAGAACUCUUCAGGUUGAGGGGAAGACAGUGAAGGCACAAAUAUGGGAUACAGCCGGUCAGGAAAGGUACCGCGCAAUCACAAGUGCUUACUAUAGAGGCGCAGUAGGUGCGCUUUUGGUUUACGACAUAACAAAGAAGCAAUCAUUUGAAAACAUAUUGAGGUGGCUUCGCGAGCUACGGGACCACGCAGAUGCCAACAUCGUCCUCAUGUUGGCCGGAAACAAAUGUGAUUUAAAGCAUCUUAGAGCCAUUUCAGAAAGUGAAGCGCAGGCUUUGGCGGAGAAAGAAGAGCUUUCGUUCCUAGAGACUUCUGCGCUUGACGCACACAACAUUGAGAACGCGUUCCAGUCGAUUUUGCUCGAUAUUUAUCAUAUUGUAAGCAAGAAAGCCUUGGCUGCCCAAGAAGCAGCCUCUUUAGUUCCUGCACAAGGCACCACCAUUAAAGUAGAGAAUAAUGAUUCCAAAAGGUCAGCUUGUUGCGGUAAAUAAAUGUGUAUUUUUCUUUAACGUGUUUUGAGUACUCGAAAAUACACUUGGUGUCACACCUUGAUGGUAAAUCUGUCACGUGAUUGCUCGUUUUUUCACUCUCCCAUCGAUGUAAGUUAUACAAACACAAGAAAAGAAAAGAGUGAAAGAAGGUAAGGAGGAGAAGAAGAGGAAGAAUUGCUAUUUGCUAAGAGCAUUGGCUUUUUUUUGUAAGCAUAUAGAAUUACAUUAAAGAAAAUUCAUAUAUGUAAUAUUCGUUUGACCUUCGUAUAAUAUAGUUUGUACAAAUGGUCAAAUACUAUUUCAGGAUUUUUUGAA